This is a messenger RNA of Cooperia oncophora, 795 nucleotides long. The record is from the annotation of a GenBank genome assembly. Lineage: Eukaryota; Metazoa; Nematoda; Chromadorea; Rhabditida; Trichostrongylidae.
AUGGAAGACGAUACAGGCGGAACUGGAGGCUCUAUUGGUGGUCUAGGUUAUUGGAAGCAGAAUCUCUAUUUGUUACAAGAACGAGCACCAAAGCCAUUAGCUGUUAAGUGUAACAGGGUUAUUGAGAAUAGACCUCCACAAUAUGGCAGUGAAUUCCACGGGCUCAUUGAUAGAGUCGAGGCGGAUCGAAUGCUCAUGGAGGCCGGUGAAGGAGCUUUUCUUGUUAGAGAAUCUAAGCGAUCUCAAGAUGCGUUCACACUUUGUAUGCUGUUCGAUGGCCGUGUACUCAACUAUAAGCUUUACUACGACGGCACUCACUAUGUGGGCGAAAAGCGGUUUGAAACUAUGGAACUAUUGGUAGCAGACGGAUUGAUCUCGAUGUUCAUGGAUAAGCAUGCGUCAGACUAUAUAAAAAGAAUGGCCGACGAAGCAAUCUAUGAGCAUAGCGGUAUUUUCAAGGGUGUUCGAUGUGAAGAUUGCGGUUUUGCUGCUCAUAAGCGAUGUUCUGAGCAUACGUUACCGGAUUGUCGACCUGAAGCUCGUUAUGUGAAGCGAAUGUUUGCUGUUGAUCUCACGACUCUUUGCUUGGCGCAUUCAACCCCUAUUCCUCCAGUGGUCACUAAAUGUAUUUAUGAGGUUGAGGCGCGAGGUUUGAAUGUAGAAGGCAUAUAUCGAGUUUCUGGUUCACAUGAGCAUAUGGAAAAGCUGAAACGACAGUUUGAUUCACAGCAAAGUGUGGAUUUGAAUCAGGUAGAUGAUAUCCACACAGUAUGCGGUCUACUAAAGGGAUUGUAA